Arabis nemorensis is the source of this 834-nucleotide messenger RNA. NCBI's taxonomy places the organism in Eukaryota, Viridiplantae, Streptophyta, Magnoliopsida, Brassicales, Brassicaceae. The record is from the annotation of a GenBank genome assembly.
AUGAUACAUGGAGAUGACAAAGGCUUAGUGCUCCCUCCUAAAGUUGCUCUCAUUCAAGCCGUCGUGAUUCCUGUGACUCGCACCCAUUCAGAGGCAUGUGCUGCUGUUACCUCAGCUUUGGAAGCGACUAAUAACCGUUCUGAAGGAGGUCUCAAAAGACUAUUAGAGGCGGCUCAUAGUCUUUUGAGAUCAUUAGAAGCUGCUGGUAUCCAUUCUGAAGUUGAUCUCAAAAGACUAUCACAGGCCCUUGCUGCUGCUGACGCGGGUUUAGAAUUCGCUGAUAUCCAUUCUGAAGUGGAUCCCAAAAGACUAUACGAGGCCUGUGCUGCUGCUGCCUUGGCUUUGCAAGCGGUUGAUAUCCGUACUGAAGUGGAUCAGCUUGGGGACAUUCCUGUCUCUGGCAAGAUAGCGCACUGGAUGCGGAAAGGAGUUCCACUCAUAGUUCUGGUCAAUGGUGCGGAAUUGGACCCGGUGGGCGUUGUGAGGCGCAAUGACAAGAAGAAGAAAGUUUUCCCUAAGAGCGACCUAGCUCGCGGAGCUAGGCUUUUACUUGAUUCGAUGCAUGAUGACAUGCUGCGUUUUGCUAGGAAGAAGAGGGAUGAAUGUGUUAAAGAGGUUCACACAUGGGAAGAUUUUGAGUUUGCACUGAAUAACAGGAAGCUUGUCUUAGCUCCGUGGUGCGACGAAGCUGAUGUGGCGAAGGAAAUCAAGGACCGCACCUAUGGAGCGGCGAAGAUCUUCUGCACACCGUUUGAUCAGCCGGAACUCCCUCUAGGGACUCCCUGCUUUGCUUCUGGAAAGCUGGCCAGAACCUGGAGUUAUUGGUCACGUUGA